GCUGUUCAGCAUGGAGGACAUCUAUGCUAAGUUUGUGUCUCAGAAAAUCAGCAAGACCCGCUGGCGGCCGGUGCCUCCGGGGAGCCUGCAGGCCGCGGAGACCUUCGCUACGGGCUCUUGGGACAAUGAGGAAUUACUCGUGGUGGUGCUCGGGGGAACCAGAUGGGAUGUCGGGGAUCGAACCCGGGUCGGCCGCGUGGAAAGGCAGACUCCCUCCCAGCUCUGCUAUCGCUCCGGCCCCUGUCUCUUAGGUUUCGGGAAAACUUUGUGUCGCUGUGGUCCAUCGGAGAUUUCGGGAACUCGGACUGCGAAGGAGGAGGGUUUGACGGAGAUCAUCAGUUACUGUGUGAUAUCAAACACCAUGGUGAUGUGAUGGAUUUGCAAUUUUUUGACCAGGAGAGAAUUGUAGCUGCUUCCUCAACAGGAUGUGUAACAAUUUUCCUUCACCAUCCAAAUAACCAGACUCUGUCUGUCAGCCAGCAGUGGCCCAGGGCUCACUACCACACAGGGCCGGGCAGUCCUUCCUACAGCAGUGCCCCCUGCACGGGCAUCGUGUGCAGCAACCCAGAAAUUGUCACAGUGGGAGAAGACGGGCGAAUAAAUCUUUUUAAAGCAGAUCACAAGGAAGCGGUCAGAACUAUUGACAAUGCCGAUAGUAGUACACUCCAUGCAGUGACCUUCCUUCGAACUCCUGAGAUUCUUACAGUAAAUUCAAUUGGACAGUUAAAAAUAUGGGACUUCAGACAACAAGGAAAUGAGCCCUCUCAGAUACUGUCACUGACUGGUGACCGCGUGCCCCUCCACUGUGUGGACAGACAUCCCAACCAGCAGCAUGUCGUGGCCACGGGUGGCCAGGAUGGAAUGCUGAGCAUUUGGGAUGUUCGACAAGGCACGAUGCCUGUGUCUCUGCUGAAGGCUCACGAAGCUGAAAUGUGGGAAGUUCACUUUCACCCGUCCAAUCCAGAUCACCUAUUUACUUGUUCUGAAGAUGGGUCCCUCUGGCAUUGGGAUGCCUCCUCAGAUGUACCUGAGAAAUCCUCACUCUUCCACCAAGGAGGAAGAAAUAGUACGUUUUUGUCUCAUAGCUUUAGUAACCAGGCCAACGUUCACCAGUCUCUCAUAAGCAACUGGCUCAGCUCUGAUCCUGCAAAAGACCGUAUUGAAAUCACAAGCUUGCUUCCCAACAGGACUUUGUCUGUGAAUAGUUUGGAUGUUUUAGGUCCUUGUCUUGUUUGUGGAACAGAUGCAGAAGCAAUUUAUGUUACUAGACAACUUUUCUCAUGAAAGUACUAUAAUUUUCAGGU
Molecule: messenger RNA, 1304 nt
Organism: Sorex araneus (European shrew)
Lineage: Eukaryota; Metazoa; Chordata; Mammalia; Eulipotyphla; Soricidae
Gene: NUP43
Product: nucleoporin 43
Exons: 9
Coding region: 163-1284 (373 amino acids)
Cellular component (GO): nuclear pore outer ring
Molecular function (GO): protein binding
Source: RefSeq, a predicted model, not a curated record